AUGAACAUUCAAGACGAGGCUGGCUUUCGCUCAAUCCUCCAUCAUAAGUACUGUACAGGUAUUCAAAUAACACAUCAUUGCAUCGGCAAGGCGAAUGGACUCCAUUGGAGGGAAAGGUGGGAUAGUAUCAAACAAUCAAGCCAGAAAAUAAAGAUUUGUACCUGCUUCGCCACUAUAGACAUCCUGCUUCCCUCGCCUUGUACAAAUUCGAGCAGAUAUUCAAGACAAUCUUCACAAUAA
Aspergillus niger is the source of this 240-nucleotide messenger RNA. RefSeq lists its product as hypothetical. The transcript has a single exon. Bases 1 to 240 code for a protein of 79 amino acids. Lineage: Eukaryota; Fungi; Ascomycota; Eurotiomycetes; Eurotiales; Aspergillaceae. The record is from RefSeq and is a predicted model, not a curated record.